This is a messenger RNA of Aspergillus oryzae RIB40, 555 nucleotides long. RefSeq lists its product as uncharacterized. The transcript is spliced from 4 exons. Lineage: Eukaryota; Fungi; Ascomycota; Eurotiomycetes; Eurotiales; Aspergillaceae. The record is from RefSeq and is a predicted model, not a curated record. Bases 1 to 555 code for a protein of 184 amino acids.
AUGCCAGAGGAUUCCCUUCCUUCCAUGUGGUCCUAUACUAUAACCGUAUUAGUCCUAUGGAAUCCUGGCUUAGUGGCGGGAACAAUCGAAGAAGUGACCAACCAAGUCCGUUCCAUCAAAUCCAACUACAAAUACGAGAGGCGUGACGGUACGAACGCCUCGACGGCCUCCCUAGAGAAGCACUACGACGAGGAGAGUCUGGUUUGCUACCCGAAUGGGUGGGGCGCUGCGGAUGGCAACACGGUUCAGGAGGGAGUUGAAUACCUCAAGAAUGACGUUGCUGGCAAGCCUACAAAUGGGCCCGGACCUGGAAACUGUGGCCGAGUGAGCUGCAGUUAUAACAAUGCUAUUUGGUGGUGCAAUGAUAACACCGAAAGCAAAACUUUGGACUCGUGCAGAGAGAUUGGUCUUGCUGCUGAGGAAAUCUGCAACAGGUGCUGGAUGUCUGCUGUGGCUAGUAACUCGGGCUUUGAGAAUCUUUGUGCUGGUCAGAUGUUCAUGAAGGACAAGUGGAAUGUGAUUGUACGUGAUGCGAAGUUAUCACUUCAACUAUGA